This is a messenger RNA of Manis javanica (Malayan pangolin), 1262 nucleotides long. It is a transcript of the gene PPIE, whose product is annotated as peptidylprolyl isomerase E. Gene Ontology annotation, biological process: protein peptidyl-prolyl isomerization; protein folding. The record is from RefSeq and is a predicted model, not a curated record. Gene Ontology annotation, cellular component: mitochondrion; cytoplasm. Gene Ontology annotation, molecular function: RNA binding; peptidyl-prolyl cis-trans isomerase activity; cyclosporin A binding. NCBI's taxonomy places the organism in Eukaryota, Metazoa, Chordata, Mammalia, Pholidota, Manidae.
GCCGGCUUCCGGCGGGAGAGCGCGGAAGCAAGAUGGCCACCAGCAAGCGUGUGCUGUGGGCUGGCAGAGGAGGUAGAUGACAAAGUCCUUCAUGCUGCUUUUAUCCCUUUUGGAGACAUCACAGAUAUUCAGAUUCCUCUGGAUUAUGAAACAGAAAAGCAUCGAGGAUUUGCUUUUGUUGAAUUUGAGUUGGCAGAGGAUGCUGCAGCAGCUAUCGACAACAUGAACGAAUCUGAGCUCUUUGGACGGACAAUUCGUGUGAAUUUGGCCAAACCCAUGAGGAUUAAGGAAGGCUCUUCCAGACCAGUUUGGUCAGAUGAUGACUGGCUGAAGAAGUUUUCCGGGAAGACCCUUGAAGAGAAUAAAGAAGAGGAAGGGUCAGAGCCUCCCAAGGUGGAAGCCCAGGAGGGAGAACCCACUGCAAAGAAGGCCCGGUCAAAUCCCCAGGUGUACAUGGACGUCAGGAUUGGGAACAAGCCUGCCGGCCGCAUCCACAUACUCCUUCGUUCCGAUGUCGUUCCCAUGACAGCAGAGAAUUUCCGUUGCCUAUGCACCCAUGAGAAGGGCUUUGGCUUCAAGGGAAGCAGCUUCCACCGCAUCAUCCCUCAGUUCAUGUGCCAGGGCGGUGACUUCACCAACCACAACGGCACCGGGGGCAAGUCCAUCUACGGGAAGAAGUUUGAUGAUGAAAACUUCAUCCUCAAACACACGGGACCAGGCCUGCUCUCCAUGGCCAACUCUGGACCAAACACCAAUGGCUCCCAGUUCUUCCUGACAUGUGACAAGACGGAUUGGCUGGAUGGCAAGCACGUGGUGUUUGGGGAAGUCACGGAAGGCCUGGAUGUCUUGCGGCAGAUUGAGGCCGAAGGCAGCAAGGACGGGAAGCCAAAGCAGAAGGUGAUCAUUGCCGACUGUGGGGAGUACAUGUGAGAUGGGGCCUUUUCUGCACUGUCCCCACGUGUCCAGGAGCUGUCAGCCCCAGGAACCGCACCUGAGGGUGUCCUGUUUGCAGCAAGCAGGAGUUUGUGUCGUAGCCCUUCUCAGGGUCACCUUGGAGCAGCUUCUCUGUGGGAGUGGCCUGGGAUCCCUCUGGCUCUUUCCCAGUGUGGCCUUGGGCCUGGGAACUGGUACAGGCCCCACCGCCCCAGUGUGGACAGGCUGUGCUUAGCCUUUUCCAGGCCUUUGCUUCCAGGGCCUUUCCUGGGCCCACCAGUGUGGCUCCGGAUGUUUCUUCUCGUAAAAUAAACCCUAGUUCUUGUGUU